Molecule: messenger RNA, 6757 nt
Organism: Osmerus eperlanus (European smelt)
Lineage: Eukaryota; Metazoa; Chordata; Actinopteri; Osmeriformes; Osmeridae
Gene: dot1l
Product: DOT1-like histone H3K79 methyltransferase
Exons: 30
Coding region: 622-5346 (1574 amino acids)
Biological process (GO): DNA damage checkpoint signaling; regulation of transcription regulatory region DNA binding; DNA repair
Cellular component (GO): nucleus
Molecular function (GO): histone H3K79 methyltransferase activity
Source: RefSeq, a predicted model, not a curated record
CGGUGACGUCGGUGACGAGUUUGGUUUGGAAGUGGCCACCUCUAGUAGUUCUACCAUAAGUUCUUCGUUUAGAAUGUGGGUCCCCCGCCGGUGCAGCGGAUCACUAGAAAUAUUUUAUUUAAAACUCGGUGGGCAUCUGAACCGAACUCUGGUUAUCGUGGUGCUCGAGGUGCUUAGCCGCAAGCCAAGUAAAAGCCAAAUGGCAAGUUAGCGGUUUCACUGUAUGGGGGAUUGAUUUGCGCAGAGUCUCCCAGUUUGUCAGUGACUUGGAUUGGUCAUGUGAUGCACACCUCAGAAUGUAUCCCUAAAACGAGUGCUCCUCCGUGCCGGGCUGAAGAUGGCGGUGAUCCCAUCGAGGUGUUACGGCCACUCGACAUGAUAGUCCAUUUUUACUAUGAGAUUCAAAUAAAUCGAAAUUUUUUGAACACCACACAAUCCUUGUACGACAGCCAGCUAAAUGACGUCCAUAAUUUUCUUUUUUGCGUUUUAAGAUAUUUUUCUGACAGGACAAUGUUCACGUUGUAGCUAGCUCGCCUACCAUCUAGCUAGCCGAACCCCGAGCUAGCCAGCUAACGUUAGCUAGCUGGUAGCUAACCGCAGCAGCGCCGUAGAAAGUGGAGAAUGGGAGAAAAGCUGGAACUCAAACUGAAGUCGCCGGUUGGGGCAGAAGCCUCUUCCUACCCGUGGCCAUUACCAGUAUACGAUAAACACCACGAUGCUGCUCAUGAAAUUAUCGAGACCAUCCGGUGGGUGUGUGAGGAGAUCCCUGACCUCAAGCUGGCCAUGGAGAACUACGUCCUCAUAGACUACGACACCAAGAGCUUUGAGAGUAUGCUGCGACUCUGUGAUAAGUACAACAGGGCCAUCGACAGCAUACACCAGCUGUGGAAGGGCACCACCCAGCCCAUGAAGCUGAACAAGCGGCCCUCUAACGGACUGCUGCGCCACAUCCUGCAGCAGGUGUACAACCACUCAGUCACCGACCCUGAGAAGCUCAACAACUACGAGCCCUUCUCCCCCGAGGUGUACGGGGAGACCUCCUUCGACCUGGUCGCCCAGAUCAUAGACGAGAUGGAGAUGAUGGAGGACGACACCUUUGUAGACCUGGGCAGCGGUGUGGGCCAGGUGGUGCUGCAGGUUGCUGCGGCAACUAAUUGUAAACACUAUUAUGGGGUGGAGAAAGCAGACAUUCCAGCGACGUAUGCAGAGUCUAUGGACAAAGAGUUUAAGAAGUGGAUGAAGUGGUACGGGAAGAAACAUGGGGGAUACACGUUGGAGCGAGGGGACUUCCUGUCGGAGGAGUGGAAGGACAGGAUCGCCAACACAAGUGUGAUAUUCGUGAAUAAUUUCGCCUUCGGCCCCGAGGUCGACCACCAACUGAAGGAACGCUUCGCCAACAUGAAGGAAGGUGGGAAGAUCGUUUCCUCCAAACCUUUUGCACCUCUGAACUUUCGAAUCAACAGUCGGAACCUGAGUGACAUCGGUACGAUCAUGAGAGUGGUGGAACUGUCUCCUCUCCGGGGCUCGGUGUCCUGGACAGGAAAACCUGUCUCCUACUACCUGCACACCAUAGACCGCACCAUACUUGAAAACUAUUUUUCUAGUCUGAAGAAUCCUAAACUCAGGGAGGAGCAGGAGAUAGCCAGGCGACGGCUGCAGAAGGAAACUAAAGACAGCAAGAGCAGCUCUGCCCUGAACCCCUCUACCCUCUACUCUGCCAAGAGCAGCUCUACCCUCUACUCCACCACCCUGACCAAGUCUACCAAGAGCAGCUCUACCACCCCGACCAAGUCCAAGGAGCUCAAGGACUCUGAGGGGGAGGAGGAUGGGAGCGUCGUCAACGUGGUGAAGCCGCCUCCCCGCCCACGCAGGCCCCGCCUCCUGAAGAGGAACACCAGGAAAAGGGGCCGUCCCAAGAAGGCCCCGCCCCCAGCAAGCUCCGCCCACACCCCGCCCUCUGCCAGCUCCGCCCACGCGGGCCUCAGCGCCCUGGAGCUGCUGCAUGCCAAGACCCUGUCCUCUGCCCCCGGCCAGGAUGUGUAUGGUGCUCAGAGCUCGUUCUACCAGCUAUCUCCUAAAGUCCAGACCUGCUCCUCUGUUCUCCUGGGCCCCCCUCCCCCUGCCCUGCAGCAGCUGCUGGAUAACUUCAGGGUUCAGUACCUGCAGCUCAUGGCUCACAUGCAGACGCCCCAGUACCACUCCUCUCUACAGCUGCAGCUCCAGCAGGAGAAGGUAGCUCUCUCUCCCUCUCUCCUCUCCCUCUCUCUCUCUCUCUCUCUCUCUCUCUCNNNGCUCUUCCACACCAAGCUGGAUGAGCUGGGGGUGAAGGCCCUGACAGAGCAGGAUGUGCUCCAGGCCCAGAAGGAGAUCUCCGCCCACAACCAGCAGCUGCAGGAGCAGACCAGACAGCUGCAGACCGACAUGCUGCAGCUCCGAGACCACAGCCUGCUGCUGCUGAAGGCUCGGUGUGAGGAGUUGCAGCUGGACUGGGGGGGUCUGUGUCUGGAGAGUCUUCUGAAGGAGAAGCAGGCCCUGCGCAGGCAGAUAUCUGAGAAACAACGCCUCUGUCUGGAGCUGCAGAUCAGCAUCGUGGAGCUGGAGAAAAGCCAGAGGCAACAGGAGCUUCUGCAGCUGAAGUCCUACAGCGCCCCCUACAGAGGGGCCGGGGGGGGCCCCCACCACCCUGCGCUGGGGGCCCCCCCCGGGGGGGGCGGCCUCAACGGCAUGAGCCCCCAGCUGACCCUCAACGGGACGGCAUCCCCUGGGUACGAGCGGGGGGUCGGGGGGGCCCGCUACCUCCCUGUGUCCCCCGACCACGAGGCCCCCGCCCCUGACGCCAGGCAGCGAAUCCUGGGGGGGGCAGGGGGGCUGCACCCCCUCCCAGACUACACACGCUUCUCCCCCGCCAAGAUAGCCCUGAGGAGACACCUGAACCAGGACUCAGGGCAUCUCCGGGGGCUGGGGGGCCACCGGGGGGAGCUUGGGGGGCUGGGGGCCCCCGCUCUAGGGCCCAAACCCUAUGGCUCCCCCUCCUCCAACGGACAGCUGAGCAGCGCUGCAAAGACCUCCGACCGGGCUGGUAAGGAGAAGAGCCCUGCUCAGGCAGACACCAUCACCAGCCUGCCUGUCAGCAUCCCUCUCAGCACGGUGCACCCCAGCAAGCUGCCCGUUAGCAUCCCGCUAGCCAGCGUGGUGCUGCCCAGCCGGGCAGAGAGACUGAGGAGCACACCCAGUCCUGUGUCCCAGACUAAUGGCUACUCAGGUCUGGUCAAUGGAGGCCCCCACCCCCCGGACGAGCAGGCCCCCCUGCCGGCCAGCCGGCCCCCCAUCAGCCCCCCCUCCAGCACAGGAGGAGUACUGCAGUAUGCCGACGCCCCCCCCAGAGCCCCCCCUGACGACGGGGGUGGGGCCUCAGACUCAGACCCCCUGGACGGAGAGUCUCGCCGGCGGAUCUUCUUCUCCUCUUCCUCUUCCUCCUCCUCCUCUUCCUCACUGGGCGGGGCCUCCUCCAGGCUCCACCCCCCAUCCACCGGCGCCAAGCACCACGGCAACCACCACCACCACCAUCACCACCACCACCAAGCUACGUCUGGAGUCUCUCCACACACACAUCCUCACACACACUCCCAGGAGGGGCGCAGGCGGGGGAGGAGGAAGCGGAGUUUGGCAGGGGGGCCUCCGGCAACCACAUCCCCCAAGAGGAAGGCCUUCCCUGGGCUAGGCUCCGGCGUGCAGCCCUCUGGCUCCCCCCUCAACAUCAGCUCCAUGGUGAACAACAUCAACCAGCCUCUAGAGAUCUCAGCCAUCUCGUCCCCGGAGCAGUCUUGCCGGAGCCCAGGCCCCCCUGACCUGGACCCCCCUGGGCCCCCUGACCUGGACCCCCCUGUGCUGCAGAGGGAACGCCCCCUGGAUGCCCCUGGCAGUUACUCCUCAGACCCCAGCUCUGACGAUGAGGACUCAGGGUACCCUGCCAACCGCUCCCGGAUUGAGAGGAAGAUCGCCACCAUCUCUCUGGAGAGCCGUGACGUGGCGGGGAGAGGAGAGAGAGUUGGGAGGAAGUCAGGUGGAAGUAGUGGCAACAUAACAGGAAGUGAGGUCAGCUCUUCCUCCUCCUCCUCCUCCACCUCCAAAUGGAAAUCGACCUUCUCCCCCAUUUCCGACCCCAAGCCCCCCCAAGACCUCCGUCAGGGGGGCUCCCCCUUCGGCCCGGGGGGGCCGCGUGGCCAGGGGGGUUCCCCCCCGGGGGGGCCGCGUGGCCAGGGGGGCAGCACCGACUCCGACUCAGACCACAAGCCCUCUCAGCGCCGGGGGGGGCCCAGCGGGAACAUCACCCCCCCCAACCCCUUCCUCAGCCAGGAGGCAGGGGGGCGGGGGGCCAGCGGGGGGCCAGCGGGGGGGAGGCAGAAGUGUCGUGAGUGGGAGGUGAAGACGUCGACCCCAGGCCUGUCUAGCCAGAACCUCUUCAUCUCUGCCAGCGCCGGGCUGCUGGCUGGCAGGGUGGGGGGGGGCAGCCCCGUGGCCGGGCCGGGGGGCGGGGCACCCUACCUGGGUCAGUUCCCCCUGGGGGGGGCCUCUGUGCUCCAGUCUCUGUUCGGGGCCCAGACCGGAGCUCCCAUGGGGGGGACGGGGCGGCUGGUCAACGGACACACAACCCUGGGAGGAUUCUCCAGCCCUGGGCUGGCUGGAGGCACUGCUGGAGGUAGAUUUCACCAUGUGGUCCCUUCAGGCUCCUCACACCAGUUUGGGGCUGCGAGGGCCAGCCCAGGGGCCCGCUCCUCUCUGCUCAGUCUGUCCUCCUCCUCCCAGCAGCACCUCCUCCCCUCUGCCCAGCCCUCCUCCUCCCAGAAAAUAUCUGUGGUCUCCUCCUCCCUCCCUCCCUCCCAUUUCAACCGCACCCAGACAGUGCUACACACCUCCCCCUCCUCCCUCUCUCUCCCCCCUCUCCCAUCCUUGCUAACCUCUUCCUGUAUCUCCACCUCCUCCCCUUCCUCUCGCUCUGACUCCUUCCUGUCUGCUGGUCUACCUCCCUCCUGCGUCCAGCAUCAGAGAACUCUCUCAUCCUCCUCUCCUGUAGCUGCUCCUUCCUCCUCCUCCUCCUCUCGGCCCUUCACCGGGCCCUACCACCUCCCCCCUCCUCCCCCAGUUAGCUCCCCAGAAGAAGGAGGGGCAGGAAGAGGAUCUGGGAGGGGGACGAUGUGGCGAACAUUGGGCCUCCCCUCCUCCUCUCACCCCCCCUCCUCCUCUCACCCCCCCUCCUCCUCUCACCCCCCCUCCUCCUCUCACCCCUCCUCUUCCUCUCACCCCUCCUCUUCCUCCUCCCAGCUGUCAGGUGCCCGGCCCAGAUAGGGGGGGUGGGGGACAGGGGAGGGAGCAGGUGAGUCUGGCUUGGGGAGAGGAGGAGAGGGCGAGACCCCUGGGCUCCCCAAGCUGCUGGUCAGUUUGAACAAGGUAACUGAAGAUAUCUACCUCAAGACAACGAUAGCUAUGCAAGCAGUCCAGGUGUGGAGCCAAGACGUUCUGCUCCUGGUUCUCCAGUCCUGGGACACACACACACUCACACACAGACACGCACCACUGUGAAGGUCAGAGGUCAUGUUUGUGUGAGUAGGAGGAGGGGGGUACCUCGUGAGUGGACACCUGGCCAGGCUGUUUCUAUGGGGCAGUAGAGAGUUCAUCACUGCCUCCCAGGUGCUGAAAUCUUUUAUGAAAUACAUGUAAAAAAAAAAACAUAAAUAAUUAAUACUUUUUUGAAUGUUUUAGACUUGAUUCUGAUAUUGAUAUACAGAUCAAAGCACAGCACAUUCCACUAAGUACACACUACCUAGUUACCUAGGUAACUGCUCAGUGCACUCUCAUCUUCUUGACCUCUAACCCCUCACAUGACCAGGUCACAUAACCAGGUCACAUGACCAUUGAGGGACUUGACACUUUGCCCCUGGGGUAAGGUGCUGGGGGCUAUGGUAACCAGGGUUCACACUGGACAACCCCCUCCCCACACACACACACACACACACACACACACACACACACUGUGGUGAAGCAGCCCUGUGCAGCAAACACACACACACACACUGUGGUGAAGCAGGGCAGUAUAAGCAGGCAUGAUGUCACCUGCUUGUUUGUGAACAGAAGAGAUUAAAGAGAAGCCACGGUGCUAGCAGGGUGCUAACCCUAGCAGGGCGCUAACCCUAGCAUGGCGCUAACCCUAGCAGGGCGCUAACCCUAGCAGGGCGGCCAUGUCUCAUUCCUGCUCUCUCUUCUCCUCUGGGCGGCCUCACCUCCCGCCACCCUGACCACUUCCUGUUCUGUUGUGGUGCUUCUUGUAACUCGUCCAACCCAUACACACACACACACACACACACACAGCAAUCCAAAACCUCUUUUCAUACACACUGGGAAUUCAAGAGUUAACAAACAGUAACAAACUACUGGGCAAUUUUCACAUCGUUUUAAAUCUUUUUAUUUUCUAUUUCAUUGUACAUUGUGAACAAUGUUGUACUGUGAAUGGAGAUCAUUCUCUGGCUAUAUAAUUGUGUAUAAUUUAGAUUAUUAUAUUUAUGCUGUCAGAUGGUCUCCAUUCGCUAUGUGAAUUAGAGGUUUUCUAAUUCUGUUUUGUCUUUUGUUUUGUUGUGUUGAUAUCCUGAACCGUGUGUGGAAUGCAUAAGUUUGUGUAUACUUGACAAAAAAAACAAAAAACAAUGGUGCUAUGAUCUGUACAACUCUGGACUGUGCCUGAGUAAAGUGUCUUCAAUAUUGA